This is a messenger RNA of Nicrophorus vespilloides, 2521 nucleotides long. RefSeq names its product annulin-like. Gene Ontology annotation, molecular function: protein-glutamine gamma-glutamyltransferase activity. Gene Ontology annotation, biological process: peptide cross-linking. Bases 218 to 2458 code for a protein of 746 amino acids. The transcript is spliced from 5 exons. Lineage: Eukaryota; Metazoa; Arthropoda; Insecta; Coleoptera; Silphidae. The record is from RefSeq and is a predicted model, not a curated record.
GAAUUAAAUUUAUUUUCUAAAUAUACACAUGUUAUGGAUAAUUGCUACGUCAUUUAAUAUCGCGGUUGGAAAAAACUAUGUGCACUAUACUCAAAGAUUUAUAUAGCUCACUCUUCAGUAAUAUUAUCAGUUGAACUCUGAAUUUCAUUGCAUUCGGUGCUUUUGCAAAAGAGUGUUUAUUGUUAUUUAUUUGUACGAAGACUUUUAAUACAUCACUAUGGGACAGAAAAAGUGGUAUCAUUGUGAAAAUUGUUUUCCCUGCUUUUCCUUCCGUCGAGAAAAAUCGUUGAGGGAAGCAAAUUUGCCGAAACCUAAGGAAGCAGAGGAAAUACCAUUUAUUGAUUCUGAAAAUGGAAACAUUUUAAUAGUGAAACAAAUUGAUCCCUGCAUUCUGCCAAAUGGUACUUUACAUAACACAUCCAAAUACGAACUGAUGAUUAGAAAAAUUGAACCCAGUCUAGUCGUUAGAAGAGGGCAACCGUUUCGACUGGUGAUAGAUUUCAAUAGGCCAUUUGAUGAAAAACUAGAUGCUAUUUCCUUCAUCUUCACAGUUAUAGAUGAAGAUAAACCAUCGCAUGGACAAGGUACUUUAAUUGCUCUCCCGCUUUUAAAAAAUCAAGACAAAUCACUGAGUUGGAGUGCAGUCUUGGAGAAGACUUUUAAAAAUUCUGUUACUGUUGUAAUUACUCCUUCUGUAAAUUGUAUUGUUGGUAAAUGGAAAUUAGAUAUCGAUACAAAGAUUUUAAAUGAUGGGUCAUACAGUUAUUCGUGGCCAACGCCACUGUAUAUUCUAUUUAAUCCGUGGUUGUCUGCUGAUCAAGUCUAUAUGAGUUCUGAGGAGUGGAGAACAGAAUCUGUAUUAGAAGAUGUUGGCUUAAUAUGGAGAGGAACUUCGAAUAGACAUAGACCUUGCGUUUGGAAUUAUGGGCAAUUCGAAAAAGAUAUUUUAGAUUGUGCUCUGUAUUUAAUGAAAUAUGUGGCCAAAGUUAGUGUAAUGUCCAGAUCGGAUCCAGUUACAAUUGUUAGGGCUUUAUCUGCAGCCGUAAAUUCAAAUGAUGACUCUGGAGUAAUUGAAGGCAAUUGGUCAAACAACUAUGAGGGAGGAACAUCCCCAACGACAUGGAUAGGAAGUAUUAAUAUUUUACAGACAUAUUAUAAAACUCGUAAGCCUGUAAAAUAUGGUCAGUGCUGGGUUUUCUCAGGAGUUCUUACAACAAUUUGUAGAUCUCUUGGAAUACCUACAAGAAGCGUCACCAAUUUCUCGUCAGCACACGACACGCAAAGUUCGCUAACUGUAGAUUAUUUUAUGAAUGAUAAAGGUGAAUUAAUGGAAGAGCUAAAUUCUGAUUCUAUAUGGAAUUUCCAUGUAUGGAACGAAGCUUGGAUGGACAGACCCGAUCUGGGCGAAGGGUAUGCAGGUUGGCAAGCCAUUGAUUCGACUCCUCAGGAAAUGAGCGAUGACAUGUACAAAUGUGGUCCAUCCUCAGUUAAUGCUAUAAAACGGGGAGAAAUUAAACGUCCAUACGACGUUAGCUUUCUGUUUGCUGAAGUCAAUGCUGAUAAAAUUUAUUGGAAAUACAAUGGACCCACUCAGCCUUUAAAAUUGAUCCGAAAAGAAACAGAUUCAAUAGGAAAAUUUAUAAGUACCAAAGCAGCAGGAAAGUUUGAAAGAGAAGAUAUCACACAUACGUAUAAACAUGCAGAAUAUACUGAAGAGGAACGUGCCGUUAUGUUGAGGGCUUUAAAACAAGCUCCAAGUACUUUUUCACGUUAUUAUCUGAACGAGGAAUUUAACGACAUUUACUUCGAAUUCCGUCUUAUAGAUGAUAUAAAAAUUGGACAGCCUUUCAACGUUUCGCUUUUCGUUCAAAAUAAGAGCAUUUUGCAUGAUUAUAUGGUCAACGUUCUGUUGAGAGUAGAAGUCGUCACUUAUCGUGGUAGAGUAGGAGAUGUAGUCAAGGCCGAACAUUUUAAUAUCUCCUUAGAAAAAAAUACCUAUCAGGAGAUUAAACUGCAUUUAGCAUACGAAGAAUAUUUCAAACGUCUGCUUGAUCAGGCUGCUUUCAAUAUUUCAUGCUUGGCUAAGGUUGAGGGUACUGAUUAUGAGUAUUACGCACAGGAUGAUUUUCGCGUGAGGAAGCCCGACAUUAAAAUUCAGCUGCAGGACGACCCUGUGGAGAAUACUCCAUGCAGAGCGGUUGCCUAUUUGGAAAAUCCUUUACCAAUAAUACUGAAAAGGGGAGAGUUUAAAAUAGAAGGACCAGGUAUUGAUAAGACGUGCAAGCUGAAUGCUAAUGUGAGGAGCAAGGAAAAGAUUCAAGUGGAAUUCACGUUUACGCCUACCAAACAUGGUAGACAGACUAUUGUUGCUAAAUUCACUUCAAUGGAAUUGGAUGAUUGCGAUGGUUUUUUGAAUUUCAUGGUGAAUAUGAAAAAGGACAUUGAAAAUAAAGUAUGAAUAUACUAACACUCAUAUAAUACCUCUCUAUAAAAAAUAUGUUAUAUAAGACUAAUGUAGAUU